This is a messenger RNA of Parnassius apollo (apollo), 1101 nucleotides long. Lineage: Eukaryota; Metazoa; Arthropoda; Insecta; Lepidoptera; Papilionidae. The record is from the annotation of a GenBank genome assembly.
AUGCCUAAAUUUGAAAAAAUAAAAAAAGGCGAAGUUUGUGCCAAGUAUUGUCCACCCUUGAUGGCAUUGCAAUGGUAUGACAAAGAAAUUAUAACAAUGCUUUCAACGAUGCACGAUCAUACAUUCAUACCGUGUUUAAGGGAAGAUAGAGAAUCGGGUUUACCAGUUUUAAAACCAGAAUGUAUUGUAGAUUAUAAUACAAAUAUGGUUGCAGACGUUGCUUACAUGAGACCGUUAAGUACCUACUACGAUCAUCAAAUCAUGGCGUGGCUUCGCAGCAACCCAGGGAUGACUGUCACUGUCCGACAAGUAGCUGAAAUUUUUGGAAAGGCGUUCAUACAAGCGUCUACGAUGUCAACAGCUGUCAAUGGUUUUAAGAAAUGUGGGAUUUGGCCAUAUGAUCCAACAGUAUUCUCUGAGACCGACUUUGCUCCAUCUUUGAUGACAGAUAUUCAGCUUAAUGUAUCCGACGCACCUGCAAGCGAUAAUAGUUCGUUGAUAAUGGAAUCGUCAUCCACAGAACCAGCAACAAAUAAUCAGAAUGCGCCAAUUAUAUCUGAAGCCAUUUCUGUUGCGGCAACUUUGACGGAUGCAGCAGUGACGCCAGUAACAGUGGAAACAGAAACAUUGUCGAGACUUGAUACUGCCGCUAGUAUUUCUGCGAGUACGUCACUAUCAACUAAUCUGGUUACUGCACUUACUGUGCUACCUAAUACAAUGUCAACCCCUGAACCAGGAUGUUCAUACUGGCUCGAUAACUCCGAUCUACACGAAAGACCACGAACUCCGCAGCAAUCAAUAUUUGGUGUUGUAAGUCCGCAGCAAAUAAUGCCCUUUCCAGCAACUACAAAAACAUCUCGCUCAACUAGAAAACGAGGAAAAACCGCGGUGAUCACAUCUUCGCCGUAUAAGAAUGAGUUAGAAGAAACGAUUAAGAAAAAGGAACAAGCGGAAGAGGAUAAACAGAGAAAAAAAGAGUUGAGGGAACUUAAAAAAUCUGAAAAAGGCCCGGCAACUAAGAAGAAAAGAGUAACAAAGAAGAAACAAGGGGCUAAGAAUAGAUCAUUAAACGAGAAUAGUGACAGCGAUAUUGAAAAUUAA